AUGACGACAAAUAUCGCGUUAGAGACCACAAUGGCACGUUCCCACUCCAUGACGACCACUAGCUUUACUAAUUAUUUCAAGGGAACCAUUGUUGUUGAGUUAUAUCAUGAUCAUGCCCCAAAAACUUGCACCAACUUCUCCACCCUAGUAUCUAGGGGAUAUUACGAUAACAUCAUAUUCCACCGCAUAAUCCCGAGUUUUAUGCUGCAAACUGGGGACCCAACAGGUACCGGACGAGGUGGGACCUCGAUUUAUGGCGAGAAAUUCGAAGACGAAAUCCACGCUGGAUUAAAGCAUACAGGCGCGGGAAUAUUGAGUAUGGCGAAUAGCGGCCCAAACACGAAUGGAAGUCAAUUCUUCAUAACUCUAGCUCCAACACCAUGGUUGGACGGAAAGCAUACCAUUUUCGGGAGAGUUACCAAUGGACUUGGCGUCGUAAACCGUAUGGGGCUUGUAAGGACGGGACAGGAUGACCGACCAGCUGAAGAAGUGAAGAUUCUAAAGGCGCGUGUUCUGGAAGGAGAAGAAGUUUGA
Molecule: messenger RNA, 534 nt
Organism: Venustampulla echinocandica
Lineage: Eukaryota; Fungi; Ascomycota; Leotiomycetes; Helotiales; Pleuroascaceae
Product: Peptidyl-prolyl cis-trans isomerase
Exons: 2
Coding region: 1-534 (177 amino acids)
Biological process (GO): protein peptidyl-prolyl isomerization
Cellular component (GO): catalytic step 2 spliceosome
Molecular function (GO): peptidyl-prolyl cis-trans isomerase activity
Source: RefSeq, a predicted model, not a curated record